UUGUCAAUGACAAAUUCUGAAGAAAUGUAAACAAAUCUUCAGCCAACAGCUGAAUCCUUAAUGCAAUAAUAAAACGGCACAACGAUAAUCAACAAAUGGCUACAGAAGAACAUAAAUUGCUUGCAGAAAAAAUCAAAGAAUGUCAUAAUUAUUUACGUCAAUUAAAUCAGAAAUAUGGCACCGAACAAGCCUGGGAUAUAUAUCUAAAAGACACAGUACGUCUAAGUGAAUAUGCAGAGGCGAUGAAGCAGCUUUCCACUAUUUGGGAAAGCAAUAUAAAUUCAGAGAAUCGUUUAUCUACACAUAGUCGUAUCAAAUGGGUUAAUGAUUUUUGUACUGAAUACUUUUUUACAGAAGGCAUUUAUAUUAAAAAAAGAUUACGUGAACAGCAUUUAUUAAAGAUGUGGUUAAAUGAAACUGUAGAUGAUAAUGAUUUUAAUUCUAUACCCGACAGAAUAAACCUGCUUGAUAUAGGCAGUUGUUUUAAUCCAUUCUCCAGUGUGCCAUACUUUAAUGUAACUGCAAUCGAUUUAUGUCCUGCGACGAAUUCAAAUGUACUACAAGGUAACUUCCUUAAAAUAAAUGUGGGCGGAAAUGAAAUGUGUAUAGAAAAUAACUCAGUGUGUAGCUUACCAGCAAGGAGUUAUGACUGUGUAUUAUUCAGCUUAUUAUUAGAAUAUAUACCAAGCCCACAACAACGACUAGAGUGUUGUGAAAAAGCCUAUGAAUUAUUGAAAACGGAAGGUAUACUUAUAAUCAUUACACCAGAUUCCCAACCUGUUAAUAAAAAUGCUUGCUAUAUGAAGAACUGGCGUUACACACUUGCCACACUUGGUUUCCUGCGCAUACGGUUCGAAAAAUUACAACAUAUUACGUGUUUAGUAUUUCGCAAAGCUAUCGAUUUACGCAUAGCCAAACACUGGGCGCAGUUGCAUCGGGAAGAUUAUAUGAAUGUAACCAUCGAUAUACCACAGGAUCGAAAUAUUUUGGACUCAUAGCAGAAAUGUUUAUAUUAAGUAAUAACUGUAAAUAUUUUUAAUACGGUAGACUCAUUCGUCAUAAUGUAAUAAUGAAUUUUAUUGAGCCAAGAAAGUAAAUAAUUCUAACUUAAUCGUUGUGCACUGUUUGCAUAAAGUUUGGAUGCAAAAUUAAG
This is a messenger RNA of Teleopsis dalmanni, 1153 nucleotides long. RefSeq names its product S-adenosylmethionine sensor upstream of mTORC1 (gene Samtor). Bases 96 to 998 code for a protein of 300 amino acids. NCBI's taxonomy places the organism in Eukaryota, Metazoa, Arthropoda, Insecta, Diptera, Diopsidae. The record is from RefSeq and is a predicted model, not a curated record. Gene Ontology annotation, biological process: negative regulation of TORC1 signaling. The transcript has 2 exons.